GUGCAUGCCUUUUACUUUCAGUUUGACAAUGUAAGCACCUUAGAAAGGGACAAAAUCAAAGAACUAGAAACCAAAACCAGCUCACCCUUUUUUUGUUUUACUGAACUCUUGUAUAUAAGUCAUUGUCCCAAGUAACGUGUUGUUCCGCAGAUCCAGCAUCUCUCUACAUAUUUGUAUUGCAUUACCAUGAAGACCCUGCAUCUGGUGCUUGCCCUCUGCGCUUUUACAACAGUGCUCUGUUCAAGUCCGACAGUAAUCUUUACUGCCAACUCUGAGACAGUAAAAGAGCAGUUCCAGCCGUUGAUACUGAGUUGUUCAGUUAAGGUGUCCGGUAAUAAUCCAAUCCAAGAUGCAAAUGUUCACCUCUUGUACAUACUGCACGAAACAAAAAGAAUCAUCGCCCGCAUUUCUAAAGACCAACCGGUGGGUACAAGCCAAAACCCUGGCUCUAUUCAAGUUCAAGGACAAAUCAACGAGAAUCAAGCAAUGCACUCGUAUCUUCAGGUCACUUGGACAAAUCCGAAAUUCACAGAUUCUGGGAAAUAUUUCUGUCUGGCACAUGUCAGGAACUCUACAAGCCAAGAUAAUGUGCUAGAUGCUGAUAUUACAAUAAAUGUUGGGAAAUUAACUACAGAUGACUUGACCAUGGUCGUGAGUCGUCUGCUCGAACGUGUGGAUGAAGGCAAAGUAAAACAGGAGGAAAACAGGCAAAAAAUAUUGAGUGUCGAAGAAGACUUAACAGAUCGUCUGGUAAAUACGACUACAGUAGUGAGUCGUCUGCUAGAACGCGUGAAUAAUGGCGAAGAAAAACAAGAUGAAAACAGUCGAAAACUAUUGAAAAUGGAAGAAAAUGUCUACAAUCUUAUUGCUAAUUUGUCUCGUAUUCAAGAAGCGUUGAAUCAAAACAUUGAAAAGGCAACACUCAAAAUGGAAACCACUACAAUUACUACUUCUAGAGGUAAUUGCAAGCGUGGCUUUGACAAGAUUACAUAUGGUCAGCUCUUUGCUUGUGUCUGGGUGUCAUCUGCUCCGCUGGAUUUCUUUGGUGCUAGAGGCAGCUGCAAAGCUUUAGGGGCCCAUCUGAUGACACUUAAGACUAGAGACAAAUUCAACCUGCUAGCAACAAAUAAUGUUGGAAAUAAAGAGUUUUACAUUGGUCUAACAGACUUUGUAACGGAGGGUAUAUUUAGAUGGACAGACGACGAUUCUAUCAGCAAUCUGAGUUCUAUACAAAGUUUCUUCAGGACUGGCGAACCGAACGACCAUGCCGGCAACGAAGAUUGUGUCGCCUAUUACCCAAACGAAAAGCUAUUGAAUGACGUCAACUGCUUCGGACAGAGCCAUUAUAUUUGUGAACAGCCAAUUUAGGAAUCAGAACAUUAACAAUUUUUUUUUUUGAAAUAAAAUUAUUUAGGUUUUUAAGAAAUAGAAUUCGCCAUUUGUUUUCAAACUUUUUUGAUGUAAGGAUUAAACUGCGUACACUAAAUAUUUUGAAUAAAUUGUAGAAAAAAAAGUUUCCCCUUUCAGACCUUGAGGUCUAUAGGUCAUCUCUGUCUAUGACCCACUUUAACGAGGGUACAAUGUGACCGGAACAGCGAACAACCGCCUUUACUUUUCCCCUACUAAUGUCAGGUACCCACUGAAGCUAGGUGGACUCAAUGGCGCCCUAAAAAUCUCGAAAUUAAAAAUCCCAGUCUUCAGCAGGAUUUAAACCCGGGACCAUCGCUUUACCACCCAGCCAUCUUGCCUCCUUUAAAUAAACUGCAUUUGUUUAAUGAUCUUAUUUUAAAAUGUUGAAGUAGCUCUCCUAUUUAGGAUUUACAUCUACGGCAGAUUACUGAACAUAGCCACUCUUUCGGGUGUACAGGCUAUAGUUUUAAUAAGCUAUGUAUAUCACAUUGUAUAUGAUAAUUAAUUUUUUUACACACAUAGCAACAGUAAAGUCACAUUUCUAAAUUAUUUCAUUUUUAGCACAACAGGAUUUAUAGCGUUUUUUUUUUUUUUUUUUUUUUUAAGGAAACCUCAGAAUUUGCGCUAUUCAGUUUUAGCUUUAUCAUCAUAGGAAUCCUUGGGCUUUAUGCCUCUUUUCUUUGCCUCUUUUUUGGGCUUUAUAUGCCUCCUUUAUGGGCCAUCUUGCCUCUUUUGUGGGCUUUUUUUUAAUAUGUUUUUAUUUGUAAGUUACCAUAAUUCACAAGUAUUAAAUCAUAAACAAUUGAAAAGUGAUUAACCUAAAAAUAUAAUAACAGUAAUAGAAAUAUUAUUUAAUAUCAAAGACAUACUACCUAACCAAUGAACCCCCUAAAGACAGAAAAAUGAUACAAGUAUACUCUACUCCAGAACAAUCAACACAAUAUCAGAUAUCCCUGACCCCCAACACACUAUAGCGUUUAAGUUGGCAACAGCUCUUUUUUUUCCCCCCUUAUAUAAUAUGACCCAUCUAUGUUUGAAAUUUCGCCCAGUCUUCUUUUUCUUUUUUCUGCUAUUCUUUGAGUUCGCUUAUUUUGCAUGUUUAUCAUUACUGCCAUUGUUUUGUAGAAACACAUUGUUGCUUGAUGUUUUGAAUAUAAACAUUGUUACGGUCGUAGCGCAGCACGGUGUGCAUGAAUAAUGGUGCAAAUUUGUGUAAUGAAUGGAAGGGAUGUUGAAAAGGGGAAGCCGGGAGAAAUUGACAGGAAGAGAAAUGAAAUGUUCGUAUUUACAUAACUUGUUGUAAUAUUAAAGUAUUUAUAGAGUAAUAACCUGAGAGUCUAUUAUUAUUUCAAAGAGACUUGUGUUGUAACAAACAAGAAUUAAUUAGUUUCUUUAUUUUUUUUAAAAAUCAGAAUAAACGCUUAUAAUCUUG
Biomphalaria glabrata is the source of this 2842-nucleotide messenger RNA. Its product is annotated as C-type lectin domain family 4 member M-like. The transcript has 7 exons. The coding region runs from base 187 to 1368 and encodes 393 amino acids. NCBI's taxonomy places the organism in Eukaryota, Metazoa, Mollusca, Gastropoda, Planorbidae. The record is from RefSeq and is a predicted model, not a curated record.